AUGGGGAUAUUCGAACCGUACAGAGCAGUCAGGUAUAUAACCGCCGGCGUCCCCUUCUCCGUCCAGCGCCUCGGCACCGAGACCGUCAUCGCCAUCGGAGUCGGCAAGGCCGUCCGAGUGUCCAAUGUACUCUUGUACGAUGAACCAACAGCUCGGCUUGAUCCUAUUGCAUCCACUGUGGUUGAAGAUCUUAUCCGAUCUGUGCAUUUGAAAGGUGAAGAUGCACUUGGAAAGCCUGGGAAGAUAACGUCAUGUGUGAUUGUCUCUCAUCAGCACAGCACCAUCCAAAGAGCUGUCGACAGGGUGAUAUUUCUUUCUGAGGGAAAGAUAGUCUGGGAAGGAAUGACUCAUGAGUUUAUGUCGUCGGCAAAUCCGAUUGUCCGGGAGUUUGCUUCAGGAAGCUAGGACGGUCCAAUUGAAUACUAGUGCUUGAUGUAUACGAAAAGUAGUCAUGGUGUCAAGAUUUUCUAAAGAGGCGGGUCAAGUGGAUCGCAGACUGGCUGUGGUUGGGCCACCUGACGUGCUUGCAUGUGCAACACGGUUAACUUACAUUGUAGGGGUUAACAGAAGUUGCAUUGCAUUGUGCACAUGACCAAGAUGGGCUGAUAAAAGUUAUACCUUCACCACAGGGCAUCAGGUUGGUUGUUUGUAUGAUAAUUCGAUUUCUAAUAGCAGAAUCGAGAUCAUCGUAUUGAAUAUUUAUUUCGAA
This is a messenger RNA of Syzygium oleosum, 709 nucleotides long. RefSeq names its product protein TRIGALACTOSYLDIACYLGLYCEROL 3, chloroplastic-like. The record is from RefSeq and is a predicted model, not a curated record. Bases 1 to 405 code for a protein of 134 amino acids. NCBI's taxonomy places the organism in Eukaryota, Viridiplantae, Streptophyta, Magnoliopsida, Myrtales, Myrtaceae. The transcript is spliced from 4 exons.